GACGAUCUUUAUUUUUGUUUUGAGGACAGCUGCUGAUUUUCGAAGUCAAUCCCAUCAAAGAGAACGUAACUGCCACCGUUUUUGAUCGAAGAAAACACGGCAUCCCACCCUGGUCGGCUCAUAGUGCUGGACAAGCACAAGUUAUGACAAAUAGAAACCGUUGCCCUUCACAUUGGCUUGUCAAAGGGAACCUUUCAUGGAUACACGCAAUACGAUGCGGCGAAAGUUAAGAAGAGUGCAGGUCUGCAAGGGAGGAGUGGACGUGCAGAACGGGAACAUGAAGCGCGACGUGGGUAAAGUCCUGCGGGCAAUCCCGUUGGGCAAUAACGAGGACACCGAUGUUCCGAUGGAGGACAGAGACGACCCGAUGGAGCAGGACUGUUUCUCCUCGGGCUUCUUCAAGAAUGAGAACUUGGAGAACGCCAUGAUCAUGGCUCCACGUUACAGCCUGCUUCGGGAGGUGGGUCGGGGCAGUUAUGGGGUAGUUUACGAGGCUGUGGCCCGGAAGACAGGGGCCCGUGUCGCCGUGAAGAAGCUCCGCUGCGACGCUCCGGAGAACGUGGAGCUCGCCUUGGCGGAGUUCUGGGCCCUCGCGAGCCUGGAAAAGAAGCACGAGAACGUGGUGCAGCUCGAGGAGUGUGUGCUUCAGAGAAAUGGACUUGCACAGAAGAUGAGUCACGGGAACAAACGAUCCAAACAGUACCUGAGGCUAGUGGAGACCUCCCUAAAAGGUGAGCGGGUCCUGGGAGGCCCUGAGGAGCCGUGCUACCUUUGGUUCGUGAUGGAGUUCUGCGAGGGCGGCGACCUGAACCAGUACAUCCUGUCUCGGCGGCCGGACCCGCGCACCAACCGCAGCUUCAUGCAGCAGCUGAGCCGCGCCGUGGCCUUCCUGCACCAGAACAACAUCGUGCACCGCGACCUCAAGCCCGACAACAUCCUCAUCUCCCAGCGCUCCGGCAAGCCCGUCAUCAAGGUCGCCGACUUCGGCCUCAGCAAGGUGUGCGCCGGCCUCGGGGCCGAGCACGACGUCGGCGGCGGCGGAGGUGACCAGGGCGAACGCACGGCCAACCGCAACACCGUCAACGUCAACAAGUUCUGGCUGUCGUCGGCAUGCGGCUCGGACUUCUACAUGGCGCCGGAGGUGUGGGAGGGUCACUACACGGCCAAGGCGGACAUCUUUGCCCUGGGCAUCAUCAUCUGGGCCAUGAUCGAGCGCAUCACGUUCAUCGACGGCGAGUCAAAGCGGGAGCUGCUGGGCUCGUACGUGCGGCGCGGCGGGGACAUCGUGCCGGUCGGCGAGGCCAUGCUGGAGAACCCCAAGAUGGUGCUGAGCAUCCCGGCGCGCUCACGCUCCUGCAUGAGCGAGGGACUGCGGCGCCUCCUGCUGGACAUGCUGGCCGUUAACCCGCAGGACCGGCCCGACGCCACACAGCUGCAGACGCGCAUGGACCAGAUCACCUGCGCAGCCUGAUGCGCACACACACGCAUGCAUGCAUCCAGAAAGGUGCCAUAAGGGACGACAGCUGUGAAGCUUCGGGACUUUACACCAGGAGAGACAGUGGAAACACACACAUCCACGCACGCGCACACACACACACAGACACACACACACACACACACACACACGCGCGCGCACACACACACACACACACACACACACACACACCUCUUUGACUGUUUAACUGAACAUUUCAGCUGUAAAUGAACUCACCACCUCCACCUCCUCUACAGUCUGGCAGAAGAUAUUGUAAACGUACACACACACACACACACACACACACACACACACACACACACACACAAAUACACCCACAGCUCCAGUUGUGAUCAGUGUUUGAAUUGUGUGUGAAGUGCUGGCCGGGUAUCGGUGCAGGAGCAGGAGGAGGAGGAGGAGGAGGAGGAAGGUGCUGAUAAGAAUGACAUGAUGAUGAUGAAGAAGAUGAUGAAGCUGUGAAACAGAAACUGCAAUGUGAAUGUGGUGUGUGUGUACCACGGGACCUCUCCUCUGGUCAAAACACACAAGUGCCUUAGUCUGUCUGGACGAGAGAAAAGGGAAAGGUGUCCAGUGUUAGGAUCUGCGUGUCAUGCGGAUGGGUCUCUGUCCUGCUGACGCUCUCUGCACAUGACUCAUGACUCCGCCUGCACCACCCAAAAGCCAAAUUCAGCCCAAAAGUCAUUAGUGUGCAUCUUUACACCCAUAUCAAUGAUGAUCCACGGCGGAUCAAUCAUGUAUCAAUGAUGAUCGAUGUAUGUAAACAAAUUUUUUUCCAGAAAAAAAGCUACAUUACUGAUGUUGAUUCAGCAAGUUGUAAUAAUGUUGAA
Alosa sapidissima (American shad) is the source of this 2322-nucleotide messenger RNA. RefSeq names its product serine/threonine kinase 35 (gene stk35). NCBI's taxonomy places the organism in Eukaryota, Metazoa, Chordata, Actinopteri, Clupeiformes, Clupeidae. The transcript has 3 exons. The coding region runs from base 197 to 1471 and encodes 424 amino acids. Gene Ontology annotation, biological process: positive regulation of autophagy; autophagosome organization; axon extension. Gene Ontology annotation, cellular component: cytoplasm; autophagosome. Gene Ontology annotation, molecular function: ATP binding; protein serine/threonine kinase activity. The record is from RefSeq and is a predicted model, not a curated record.